CCCAGGAGUCGGAUUACUAAGCUUGAAGAGCCGUACCUGUGCGUGCGAUAAGAUAAGCCAUUGAGGAAGUAAGGGCACUUCCCAACUAGACCUCACAACCAAUCGCGCCCAGCCAACGUCUUUGUUCAGGAGAGAGGACCUAGCUUCCUACCUCAUCGUGGGGUUCCCUUAAUUGGGCGAUUCUCGGACCAUUGUCUAAAUUCUGGCGAAAACGGCAUAGCCACCGUCUGAAGGUGGUCUUUGUUCACCCAUCUAUUCAUCAACCAGUUCCAUUCAACUGACAUCAUUCAACUGAGCACGAAACCCCUCCUCUGACGAGUCGAUGAAUUCGAAUUGAAACCGUCAUGCCACCGAACUAUCACAAGCAUCCGGACCCAGCAAUGGACUCCUCCAACCUCGACGAAGACUCCGAUCUGGAGGACAUUAUUGAAAAGCCAGAGGUUGUAUGGACAAUAACAUACCCCAAGAAGCCAAUUUCAAACAGCAGCCACCGAAUCCGGAAACUUUGGAAUGAUGCGCAGAAACACGAGUCCAAUUUCCAUGGGAAGGGCCAGGCCAAGGAGGCUUUGAAUUUAAGGUAUAUUGUCGAGCCGAGCGCGUCGGGUCCUUGGCUGGGGAUGCAAAACUACUCGAAAUGUACUAUUGAGAACGUACACUACCGAAAGAACGACUUCGUAUACGUUCGCCCUCCGGGCCUCGAGCUUGAUGGCGACGACGAUGAAAGGAAGUUCUACGUCGCGCAGAUACUGGAGAUACGGGCGAACGAUCCACGCCAGGUGUUUGCGCUCGUAGCAUGGAUGUAUUGGCCAGAUCAACUGGUCAAUGCCCAUGUGGGUGCAGAGAAGCCAAUGUCUCUCCGGCGCUGGUAUCACGGCAAGCAUGAGCUGAUCGCCAGUAAUCACCUUGAUAUCGAGGAUGUUACUAGCUUGGCGGGGCUCGCACCUGUCGCUCAAUGGCUUGAAGAAUACGAUGACAAGGUUCAAGAGGGUUUAUACUGGAGGCAGACGUUCAAUGCGCUCGAUGGAAACCUUUCGGCUCUCCGAAAGCACUGCAUCUGCAAGAAAUACUACAACCCAGAUGUCAUCCUUGUGGCCUGCCCGAACAAAGAGUGUGGCAUUUGGAUGCACGAGGAGUGUAUUGUCAAUGAUGCACUGACAAAAGCGUAUGAGGCUCUCCCCGCGGAUCCUGAGACAAAGAAAAAGAAGAAAAAGAGUGUGAAGCGUCUCUCAGUGAACAAACUAUCUGAAGAUUUGAGCUAUAAAGAUGCGGGCUACAGAAAGCGCCUCACGGGGAAGGUUGUAGAUGGCGGAAACCAAAUUCGCAUUAUAGACCUGGUUAGCAAGAAGAUCUCAACGGAAAAACUCUGCUGCUUAAAGUGUAACACCGCGCUGGGAUGAGCUUCUGGCUUUGCAGGGAGAGCAUGCGCGUUGAGGACUAAUGACUGAUGCCUAUGCGAAUCGUGGGAGGGGUUUUAUUUUUAUUUUCAAGAAAUUGCUGCGAGACGAAUACCCAAUGGAAUGGCUGGCGUUAUAUUUUGGAGGUCGCUAUCGAUGCUGCUGCUGGACAUAUCAGGGAAGGGAGGCUAUUCAAUUUAUAGGCACAGAUGGCUAGGAGUUGGGGCAUCAUCCACGGGUUAUUAUUUGAGUUGGCUUAGCGUAGCUUUACUUUGGGAAUUUUAUAGCUGGCUAAGUGAACUAUUCGGGAAACGAAUAAUAGCUUCCUUAUCACUAAAACCGUCUACGUCUAGAAAGGGUGAAGUCCCAUUGUGAAUUACGACAGAGCCUCACAUGCC
Molecule: messenger RNA, 1792 nt
Organism: Pseudogymnoascus verrucosus
Lineage: Eukaryota; Fungi; Ascomycota; Leotiomycetes; Thelebolales; Thelebolaceae
Exons: 4
Coding region: 345-1397 (350 amino acids)
Molecular function (GO): chromatin binding
Source: RefSeq, a predicted model, not a curated record